UCUAAGCACUAGCAUUGCAAAAGUACCCCAGCAACAGCGAAAUGAAGCGAAUAGUAUUUCUAUGUCUCUUCGCCUUCAUUUUUGUCUUGGCUGCACUGUACAAGAUCGAUUCCAGGAUAGGGUUCGUGAUUCAUUCUGGUAUUUGGCGUCUGGCACUGCAGAAAGGCCGUAUUUUAAAUGAAUCCAGAGGGACCCGCCCGCAUCCCACCACCACACCCAUCUCAGUUCUACCCCCAGUUAUGUUUGUGGAGACCACGUUGACUCUCAAACCACAACCCUUGGUCAUCUGCGCCUUAGAGUCGGCUGCCAGAUUGUAUCAGGACCGGCCCAUUUACUUCUUCCUAAGGGGUCUCAAAAACCAGACCUGCUUGCAAAACGAGGCUGAAUGCCCUGGUCUGAAACUCCUCACUGCUUUCCCAAACGUGCAGCUUCUACAUUUAGACCCCAAGGUGCUUUUGGAUGGCACACCGUUAGCGACCUGGUAUAACGAGAAGUCCUGGGCAAAGAAGCUGAGAAUAAACUGCUAUGAAGAAAUUGUUGUCUUCUCCAUCACAGUUGUACUGUGCAAGUACGAUAUACAAAUAUCAGAACAGAGCAGAGAAUGCAGAAGAAGACUAAAGUGCCAUCAUACAAUGACAUUUUUAAGAAGGGAUAAAGUUUAUAAAGAACCUUACUGGAUUCAAACCACUUCAGAUGGCUACAGACUUGUGCUUCUCUGGAAAAAUGGAGGGUUUUAUUUUGACACUGAUGUUAUUAGCACUAAAAAAAUACCUGAAGAAAAUUUUUUGGCUAGUGAAUCAAGUGAUUCUGUCUCCAAUGGAGUGCUUGGAUUUCAAAAGCAUCAUUCAUAUAUUAUGGACUGCAUGACAGAUUUUGUUCUGCACUACAAUGGUGGCAUUUGGGGCCAUCAGGGUCCUACCUUAAUAACACGUGUGGUAAAGAAAUCAUGCCCCCUUCCACACUACAACAAGGUACAAGAUUUUAGAUGUGAUGCCAGGAAUCUGACUUUCUUGCAUCCAUCUCGUUUUUAUCCAAUUCACUGGACAGCGUGGGAAAAGUAUUUUGAAGUCUGGAAAGAAAUUCCCAAAUUUGAAGACUCCUACGGUUUACAUUUAUAUAAUUAUAUGAACAAUAAAGCAAAAAAAAUGGUUGUAGCAGGAAGCAAUACCUUGGCUGAAAAUCUGUUUAUAAAGUACUGUCCAAGUACUUAUGCCUUCCUAAUAAAGAAAGUAAAAGAUUAAGAGUGAGUAAACAGCAUGAAAACUAAUCACUGAUUUAGGGACCACAUUGUGGAACCAGCUGAGCUUUGUUCAAUAAAAAAAUCAUCACUACUAAAGACAGAGUACUUACAUUUGAGUGUGUUAGUGUGAACAUUGUAUGUAUCUGUUUGAUUUAUAUGAACUUUACUAACCUGUAUUCUUUAUUGGUUACAAUGAUUUCCUACACUGUGUUAGGCAGUGAUAUAUGCUGAAAAGGUAGCAGUGUACAAAAAUAAGCAAAAGCUUUAAACAUUAACAGAAACACUUGAAUCAAGUAAUUCUGCUGCAACAAAAGCAAUGAAACAACAGGCAGAAAAAACAUUCAUUUAAAUCAAAAUGAAUAGAAGCAUUAAAAUAAUGAAUAAUGAGAGCUAUCUCAGAGUAAUUUGUGUGUGCAGAAUACUAUCAUGUAUAAAUCAGAUGUCACAAUCAUAUCCUAACAGUACAAGAUUCUGUGUCCUGCUGUGCAUAUCAAAGCUUUGCUUGUAUAUGGUUUGAUGUUACGAACUUAUGAAUCUUAUUUCUCCCAUAGAACUAAGCAUUGUAUGUUACUUCUA
Protopterus annectens (West African lungfish) is the source of this 1816-nucleotide messenger RNA. Its product is annotated as alpha-1,4-N-acetylglucosaminyltransferase-like. The record is from RefSeq and is a predicted model, not a curated record. The transcript is spliced from 3 exons. Gene Ontology annotation, biological process: protein O-linked glycosylation. Bases 42 to 1241 code for a protein of 399 amino acids. Gene Ontology annotation, molecular function: acetylglucosaminyltransferase activity. Lineage: Eukaryota; Metazoa; Chordata; Ceratodontiformes; Protopteridae.